AUGUCUGAUCCCUCUCCAAACACCACUUCAACUCCUUCUCGCCCUCCACCCAACACUCAAUUGCCUCAGUCAGCUCCAAAUGAUCCUUAUGGCGACAUGCGACAGCUUCAAGCCCGAUGGCAAUCUUUGUCCCUCAAUAACACGCCGGCUAGUACUCCCAGUCCACCAAAACGCAAAGUCUACAAACCUCGAGAAGCCAAGAAGAAAAGGCAACCACGUGAUAUGUACGAAGAAAUUGACCUUGUCUUCCUGAGAUCAUGCUAUGUUUUAACCAUGGCCCUGAUGGGACAAACCGACGCAAAAUCUCCAUUUCCGCCACCACCAGAUCAGUUCUAUAAUUGCUCACUUCAACGAUUUAUCGGACUCAACCCGGACCCCGAAGGUUCUGAAGCACCGGCCCUUCAAACUACCAAAAUACGUGGAAUCAGCAAUCAUAAACAUAAACUGGACCGUGACUAUAUUGACUACAUAAAGGGAGCCAUGGCAACUUGUCACAUUUACUUUUUCACUAUGGACUGGGGUGCUCACAUUGACGAUCAGUUCAAUCAAAUCAUGAUUCAGUUCUUUGUGAAAGUUUGGAAGUGGGGGUUGAAUAGUUUUAGAUUUCCGCCAGCUGCCAAAAAGGAAGCUGAGCGACUUGAGAUGAACGACAAGAUCCUCGCAGCUAUCUACGUCAGGCAUUAUAAGUACCUUCGUACUCAAUACAAGAAGCUUGUACUCAACGAUAAUGCGCUAAUCGAAGAACAAGCGCGAAACUCUCUCAGUGUGGCUUUACUACGUAAAACCGAGGAUCACCAACGAUAUCUCAUGGCCAUGGGUACUCUGCCAUGCUAUGUUGAUACAUUUGAAAAUCGAUACGUAAACUCUGACUGCGAAGUUGAGCCCGAUGCAACCUUCCCACAAUACGAAAUUGAAUAUGCCAAGGUACCUUUUUGGCAAUCUCCUAUCGCAACUCAGUUUAUCGACUUUAUUGAAAAUCAUCGAUCAACCACCAAGUCUGUUACUCCUGGCUUCAAGGGGAGACCCAAGCGUGGUAAUAAGGCUCGCCCACGUCGCCGUCGUAACCCACCUGUUGUGGACUACGAUGUUAAACCACCGCCUGGUCUUCCCGAAGAUUGGUACAACCCUGAAUACUUAGCUCUCAUAACAUACGAAGACAUCCUGGAUUUAGAGAUGGGACCUCGAAUGUUCCCUCCUUCUGGGAAUUUCAUGAGUAUAUUCCCAUCGAUUUCGGACGUCACCUUGUAUGAUAAAUCUGGAGAAGCAUGUAUCCCUCCACAUCUUUUGAACUUCCCACUCGCUCCAUUUAUGACUGGCAGAACUUUUCCAGAAUGUCCUCAGUAUGACUUUGUAAAUCAUCCACUCUUCAAUAUGCCUCCUAGGUCAGCAAACGCAGAACAGCCUACCCCCGGAAGCUCAGCAAACGCACAACAACCUACCCCUGGAAGCUCAGCAAAUGUACAACGAUCAGCGGCGAUGGAAGAAUCAGAGUUCAUGAUGGAGCAUGACUCCCUCUUUGAUGGUUCCGACAGUGAUGAGGAGUUAUAG
Molecule: messenger RNA, 1548 nt
Organism: Melampsora larici-populina 98AG31
Lineage: Eukaryota; Fungi; Basidiomycota; Pucciniomycetes; Pucciniales; Melampsoraceae
Exons: 3
Coding region: 1-1548 (515 amino acids)
Source: RefSeq, a predicted model, not a curated record